AUGGACCGACUCCGCGUCACUGGCAUUCGUGUUGCGCCUCUUCUUCGCCGUGCUUUACAGCAAAAUGAAACUUCUCCUGCGAUGUUGAGCGUUUGUCAACAAAGGCUGAUUUCGUCGUCGAAUGUGCAUCAGCAAUCCGCGGGAGUUCCAAAGAAGCUCUGGGAACUCGGUAAGCUGAACCAUGUCGCGAUUGCUGUUCCGGAUCUGACACAAGCCACUGCAAUGUAUCGUGACGUUCUUGGAGCCAAAGUGAGUGACGCUCAUGAACAACCCGAGCACGGAGUUUACACGGUUUUUGUGGAACUGGGAAACAGCAAAAUCGAGUUGUUGCAUCCCUUGGGAGCAAAUUCGCCAAUUCAGGGUUUUCUUGACAAGAACAAGAGUGGAGGUUUACACCACAUCUGUCUCGAAGUCAGCGACAUCAAUGCGGCGAUUAAAAGCGUUCAAGCAGCGAAAGUGCGUUGUCUGGGAAAGGAACCGAAGAUUGGAGCACACGGGAAACCCGUCAUGUUUCUGCAUCCGAAAGAUUGUGGAGGAGUUCUCAUUGAACUCGAAGAAGAAAUGCUUCGGAAAAUACCGCGAUGCGAGAAGUGUUUUCGAGAAAACUCGGGUCUCGUGAAAUUGCGCCGCUUCUCUUCGAAGAAGCUAGAUGUCCCGUGGAAUGUGAUGUUUUUCGGCUCCGAUGCGUUUUCUGUGAAAAAUGCCGAGGCUUUGAAUGAUGUCAGGGGAACUAGUGUUGAGCGAUUGGAGAUAGUUUCAAAGAAUCCAGGCGCUUCGCGAAUAGGCAAAUUUGCGAAAUGUUCUGGGUUGCCUGUCCACCGAUGGCCUGUGAAACUGGAACCGAAUCACGACUUCGAUGUUGGCGUGGUCGCCUCCUUUGGACAUCUUCUUCCACGCGAGCUCAUCGAAAGCUUUCCUUGGGGAAUUCUCAAUGUGCACGCAAGCUUACUUCCUCGUUGGAGAGGAGCUGCGCCUGUUCCUCGCGCAAUUUUAAACGGAGACACCUUUACAGGCGCGACCAUUAUGCGGAUUCAUCCACACAGAUUUGACGUCGGGGAAAUCUUGGCGCAGCGGCAGUGUAUCAUCGACAGUGACGAAACUACUGAGACUCUUCUGAUGAAAAUUGCCGACGUAGGAUCGUUGUUAUUACUGGAAGUUUUGAAGGAUCUCCCCAAGUCAUUCGCCGACAUGAAAGCUCAGCCAACUACUGGUGUACGCUUGGCUCCGAAGUUGAAGCCGGAAGAAGCUCGCGUGAACUGGAAUUCAUCUAGUCGGUGCAUUGACCUUCAGUGUAGAGCCAUUUCGUCAACUUAUCCUAUAGUGACACAAUGGACGGGCUUGAUCGGCGAUAUCAGACUCUUGGAAUUGAAAUUUAUCGCGGAAGCGGAAAUUUCGGCGGUUUCUCCCGUGCUGCAGAAGCUUACACCCGGAAGCUUUCGUUAUUUGAAGUCCGCAAAAGCAAUAGGAGCUCGAGCGAUGCGAUAG
Messenger RNA from Notodromas monacha, 1485 nucleotides. NCBI's taxonomy places the organism in Eukaryota, Metazoa, Arthropoda, Ostracoda, Podocopida, Cyprididae. The record is from the annotation of a GenBank genome assembly.